GCCGGCGCGGCGCACCCGGAGCGUAAUGGAGCGGGCGCGCGGGUCGUGGGCCGAGGCCGGUGCGCCUGAGGACGAAGAGGAGGAAGAGGAGGGGGCAGCCAUGGCUGCCGUGGUAACGGCGGCGGGUGGCGCGGGUCCGGCCGUCCUGCAGUUGGCUAGUCUCUAUCGGGGCUUGUGCGCGGUGCGCAGCCGCGCCCCGGGCCUGGGGCUUUUGGCACCCGCGCAGCUGCGCGUGUUUCCGGUACGCUACGGUUCUCGCCGGCCCCCGGGGGCUGCCGACGGCAGCAGGGUCGGGGACGAGCUCGAGGCCAACCCUUUCUACGACCGCUACCGCGACAAGAUCCAGCAGCUGCGCAGGUCUGACCCAGCUGCUUUUGAGUCCCGACUGGAGAAACGCAGUGAGUUUCGGAAGCAGCCAGUGGGGCACUCCAGGCAAGGUGACUUUAUCAAAUGCGUGGAAGAGAAGACAAACACUUUGGGGAAACAGCCUUUGAGCAGAGGAUUCACUAAGGACAAGACUCUCAGUUCAAUCUUUAACAUUGAGAUGGUGAAAGACAAAACUGCAGAUGAAAUAAAGCAGAUUUGGCAGCAGUAUUUUGCAGCAAAAGAUACAGUCUACGCAGUUAUUCCUGAAAAGAAGUUUGAUUUAAUCUGGAACCGGGCUCAGUCCUGUCCAACAUUUCUAUGUGCACUACCAAGAAGGGAAGGCUAUGAGUUCUUUGUAGGACAAUGGUCAGGCACUGAACUCCACUUCACUGCACUUAUAAAUAUUCAGACCCGAGGGGAAGCUGCAGCCAGCCAGCUGAUUUUAUAUCACUACCCUGAACUUAAGGAAGAAAAGGGCAUAGUACUGAUGACAGCAGAAAUGGAUUCCACAUUUCUGAAUGUUGCUGAGGCGCAGUGCAUUGCCAACCAGGUUCAGCUCUUCUACGCUACUGAUCGGAAGGAGACCUACGGGCUAGUGGAAACCUUUAACUUCAGACCGAACGAGUUCAAAUAUAUGUCUGUCAUUGCUGAAUUGGAGCAAAGUGGACUUGGAAUGGAACUGAAAUGUGCCCAGAACCAUGAUAAGACUUAGAGCUGUAAGGACUGGCUCCUUACAGAGUCUGCUCAGCCCUGGGAUAGCCUAGAGCACACCCACCCCCUUGAACUCUCAAAAGUUGGCAUCUAUACUAAGCAGUCUCUAAGGAGUUGCCCUGUGUGCUUAUGCAAGAAGUAAUCAUAGAGGUGAGCCCUAUUACUUGAUAUUCAGGAAUGAAGGUGCCCAAACAUUCUGAUAAUUAAUCUCUCAGCGUACUUGAGGUUUCCUUUUUAAGUGUUUGAGGUCAUAAUCAAACACAGCCAAGGAUCCAGCAGGAUGGUUAACUUGAUUUUACACAGUGUAACAUUUUGUUACAAAUACAUUUGCAUUCUGGACAUUUUGAGAGCACAGCUCCCAAUUGCACAUAGUUCCUCAUCUUUAUAAACUUGUGACAGGAUAAGCUUGAAGACCUGCUAUAUAGUUAGAUGUGGGCUUUACAUACUUUUUCCCAUGUGCCAGUCAACUGGCCAAAAGCAUAACCCAAAUAUCCUGUUCAGACUCUAGAACAACCCGGUAUUGCAUUCAGGAUUAAGACCUCAUCUAGAUGCCCCCAGAGUUGCCUUUAGUAUAGCUGUUUUGAAGUAUCAGUAGAUUUCAGGUAUACUUAAACACACAAGUACAGUGCCUGUGUAUUUUUAAAUCAUGGUUUAUUUAAACCUGCUCCUCUAACUCUGCGUCUUAGAAGCUGUGUACUUGGAGGAGGUGAAUCAGUGCAGUGUAAAUAAAUCAAGUUUUUUAUAAGAAAGGAUCAAUCCAGAUUUGCAUGUUUUUGUGUAUUUUUUUUUUUUUAAACAACUCUAAUCCAUGCUAGAUUUGGGUUGGGAGAAGAUAGAGCAAUAAAAUAAAAUCUGGCUUACCAUCUUUGUUACACUCAGCAGUGAAAUAUAAGCUAUGUGCUGUCCAUAGUGUCAGUGCUGUGAGCUGAUUGGAUCAGAACUCAUCUUUGGAAGCAGUAGUUGCUUGAAACACAAAAAAUGAGAAAGGAGCUCCCCAGCAUUGGAAACUCCCUUGUGGUUUGAGGUGUCAGCGUUGUGGCUCCAAGCUCAGUGAUAGAGGAGAGGGGUGGUUACACACCAGCUUUCUGAACCUGAGUUCCCAGCCCCUCCCCACCCCCGACCCUUUUUUGUUGUGAGCCGCCUUUGCUAUAGCCUUUCCUUUUCUUGCUCUAAUAUGCUCCACUUUGCUGCUGCCUGAGAUCUGGUUGUAUGACACUGAAUAUGGUGAGUGGGAAUGUAACCAGUACUCACAGUUUCUAUGUAUGUUUGUUUUCUUUAUUAGAGGUUGGGCUUGUCCCCAAGUUCUUUAAAUGGAGUUGGACUUCCCACCAAGUUUCUUUAAAUGAGGUUGGACUUUGCAUUAUUUUCUGAGCUGUGACUAUUUCAUUGUACCUCUGAGUCUGUAUACAAAAAUAGACAGUGUUUGUUUAACCUGAAAAAGUUCCUAGUCUUUCACUAUUUCUCUAAAGACUGAGCUGUUUCCUAAUGCAAAUUCUGGACUUGCCUCUGGUCCUGUCAGUUAAUUUUUUGAGAAACUUGAGCCUGGAUGUUUUGAGUCCCAGAAAUCUUCAGCACCAGGUGGAGUUGCUUUCGAGGGUAUCUAGUUAUGUUUGCUUUUCUGUGCAGAUGGACCCAGUUCCUAGCCAUGGUACAUUUUCAUAACACCUCCACCAGAGGGUGAGAAAAUGAUGGGAAAAGAAAGAAGAACUGGCUGCUCAUUUUAUUGUUCCUCCCAGCUUUUCCCUAAAUCCCCACUUACGAAGUUACACUGGACAUGAUCAAAGCACCAUCUGGCUGUGCUGUCCUUUAUAUCCACCAAGCAAGAUCUGGCAAAGACCUAAAAGAAAACUGUAACAUUAAUCAGUAAAUUUCUCUCCUACUGCAACAUAGUAUUAUAGGAAGUGCACAGACUUUAGAGUUAAAUGAAUCUGGGUUCAGAUGUUGGUGUUGCAAUUUAUUAGCCGAAUAAUAUUUAACAAAUUAAACUCUAAUUUUGUUUAUCUGUAAAAUGGGGAUGAUGAUAAUAUCUACCUCAUAGAAUUUUGUGAGGAUUAAUUUAUAGACUCUAGUAGAGCUUAAUGAAUGUCAGCUGCCUUCCUCUUCUCUGUUCCCCUGCCUGUCACUAAAGACCAACAAAAAUUAACAUUUCAAUGUGCAGAUCAUUCUUCACUCCAGUUGAAUGAGCAAACCUUAUCUCACAGGUUCUCAAACUUUAAGAUGAAGUACAUUAAGCACUUCAAAAUGCAGAUUCCCAAGUUCUAAGCCUCAACCUGCUGAACCAUAAUCUUUGCAGAAAGUGCUGGGAAUCUGCGUUUUAAUAUGUGCUCCAGAUGAUUCAUAUGUACAUAAUUCACCAGCCGCACUUUGAGAACUGUUACCUUUUGUGUUCUUCCAAAAAAGAAAAAAAAAAAAAAAAGCCAGGUCUUCCUUUCCUAUGAACAUAAACCAUAGAAUCAGAUUCCUCUGUCCUUUGCCUCCCACAGUGGUCCCCUUUGCAUACUCUACAUUUUAUUUAUUUAUUUAUUUGCCUACCUUUUGCCCCCACUAGACUGUGAGCUCCUUGAGGGCCAGGGUUUAUCUCCAUCCCCAGAGCCAAGGACAUGGCCUGGGACAUAGAAGAUACUCAGUUGUUUGUUGAAUAAAUAAGUGACAUGGAUUUCAGCCAAAA
Molecule: messenger RNA, 3745 nt
Organism: Pteronotus mesoamericanus
Lineage: Eukaryota; Metazoa; Chordata; Mammalia; Chiroptera; Mormoopidae
Gene: ATPAF1
Product: ATP synthase mitochondrial F1 complex assembly factor 1
Exons: 9
Coding region: 26-1078 (350 amino acids)
Biological process (GO): mitochondrial proton-transporting ATP synthase complex assembly
Cellular component (GO): mitochondrion
Source: RefSeq, a predicted model, not a curated record